Molecule: messenger RNA, 967 nt
Organism: Helianthus annuus (common sunflower)
Lineage: Eukaryota; Viridiplantae; Streptophyta; Magnoliopsida; Asterales; Asteraceae
Product: probable inactive serine/threonine-protein kinase roco10
Exons: 5
Coding region: 73-681 (202 amino acids)
Source: RefSeq, a predicted model, not a curated record
AGUAUUAUUAUUAUUUCCCCUACUUUCUCUCUGCCACCACCAUCACCCUUCUCAUUCCCUCUAUCCAUCACCAUGAACAACAACAAUAAUAAUAAUGAUGACGACAACUGGGUCAAAUCCGCCAUUGAUGACGUCAACCUCGUCGUUCACCUCCUCCUUAAACUCCGCCACCCAUCUCCGCCGCCACCCAAAACCUGGACCAUCCGUCAACGCCGUUCCCGACCACCACCACCACCUACAACCACCACCACCAACAAACCAUCCGCCACUAGAGCAAGCCCCACCACCCCACUGUCAUGGAGCGGCGCCACCUCCGUCAGCGGCGGCGGCGUUGAAGAGUCCAGCCGGCUAAUUCACGACGGCUCCGAAACAAGAUCUAAGGUUAUUCGGGCGAACGAAACAACCCCCACGAAGAGACCACGAAAAAAGAAGACACUGGUUGAACUUAAAGAGGACGAGAUGACAUUACUAAAGGAAAGAAAGCAACUAAAACGACAACUAGCUACCCUACAAGCCACAUUUCAGAAACAUAGAGAGGAGAAUGAAAGCUUGAAGAAGAUGAAGAAUGAUCUGAAAUCACAACAAGUGUUGGCGGUUUCUGAUUGCGUGGAAGAAGAGAAGAAUGACAGUUUUGUGCUCCCUGAUCUUAAUAUUCCAGCAGCAGGUGAAGAGUGCUGCUAAAAGUAGGCAUAGAAUAACAUGAGAGAGUAUAUUAUCAGCAAUAGAAAAUAAAUUCUAACGUUGAUGGGUAGAUCAAAAGUGUAAGUAGAGAAAACACAUUUGUUGUUCGUAUGGUUUCUUCGAUAUUCGAUCAAAGAUAUUAGAGGACGUAGAAAUCGUUUUACCUCUUGUAGAAGUUGAUUAUAUAUUCUUUUAUCACGUUUUUUUUACAAAUUUUCGGAUCAGAGAUAUGUUUACAAGUUGCUGCUGGAUAUUAAAGAUGAAGAAAACAUCUAGUUUACGUUUU